Triticum turgidum subsp. durum (durum wheat) is the source of this 2892-nucleotide messenger RNA. The record is from the annotation of a GenBank genome assembly. Lineage: Eukaryota; Viridiplantae; Streptophyta; Magnoliopsida; Poales; Poaceae.
AUGGAGGUGGCGGUGGCGGUAGUGAGCGCUGUGACAAAAAGCGUGGUAUCGAAGCUGAUCACGGUUCUUGAGAAGAGGUACAAGGAGUUGAAGGACCUCGAGGGCGACAUCAGCUUCCUGCAUCGAGAGCUUGCCAUGAUCUGCGGGUCCAUGGAGGUUCAGAUCUCGCACAAGGGGCAGCCCAGCGCGGUAGAGAUCUUAUCCAUGGAAGAAUUCCGCGCCCUGGCACAUAACAUCGAGGACUGCCUGGACCGGUUCCUUCCUUGCGCUGCGUGCGAGGGAGAGCUCCAGAUCCGCAAUCCAAGAAAGUUCUGCCAUGAGAUCGGGAGACUCAAGCGGGAGCUGGAUGCGGCGCAUGAGCGAAAGAUCAGAUACAAUGCAGACUUUUGCUCCGCCGCAGCCGAAUCGGACCUGGACGACAAUCCCGUUGACCAAGAGAAUCCGGGCGCGUACGGGGCUUCUCCUGCGGUGGGCAUCGAGGAAGCAAAGCGGGAGCUUUGCAAGUCCUUAGUUGAUGGUGGCCAAGCUAGCCGCAGGAAGCUGAAGGUGGUCUCCAUCGUCGGAUUUGGGGGCUCGGGCAAAACCGCACUCGCAUGGGAAGUGUACAACUGCCCUCAAGUCGCCGAGCAAUUCAGUUGCCGUGCCUGGGUGACUGUGGCGUCCAAUCAAAUACACGGGGUCGCGGCCAAGGAGGCGCUCUUGACGGCCAUACUUGAGGGGCUUCUCGGAGAAGAAGCACAGGAGUCCGUGCCACAGAAACUCCGACAACUCCAGCAGCAUAUCAGUCGUCUUCUCCAGACUAAGAGGUGUUUAAUUGUAAUUGAUAACAUCAAGAUGGAGCUAUGGGAUGUAAUAAAACCUAUUUUCCCAGAUGAAAAAGGGAGCAGAAUCCUAGUGACCACAACUGUGACCUCAGUAGCUAAUGCCUGCAGCUUGCCUGAUGGUUAUGUGUACAGUAUAAGAUCUCUUAGUGCGGAACAGUCCAAGGAUUAUCUAGACAAGAAUGUUUUCGUCAAUGGAUGCUCACCUGACUUGGAGAGGGGUUCAACUGCAAUCGUGAACAAAUGUGAUGGUCACCCACUUGCUCUUGUUAGUGUUGCCAAAGCUUUGCAAGGUCACAAGUUGACAGGGGAUCUAUGUGAAAAAAUGACCCAUAACCUAUGUUCUCGUAUGGACGAGAACAAGAAUGGCCACUUCACAAAACUGGGGCAAGUUCUUAUGAAUAAUUACAGCAGUUUGCCUGGCAAUUCUCUCAAGACCUGCUUAUUAUACUCGAGUCUAUUCCCAAAUGAUCGCCCAGUCAGCAGGAAAACUCUUACCGGGCGAUGGUUAGCCGAAGGAUACAUAGAUGGUGACCAAGAGAUUGCCGAUAAAAAAUUAGAUGAGCUAAUUGACAGAAAUAUCAUUCUGCCUGUUGAUCCAAGCAACAAUGGGAAAGCCAAGACGUGCAAACCUCACGGUAUCAUGCACCAGUUCAUGCUGCACAAGUCCAUGGCUUCGAAUUUCAUUGCUACUUCUUUGAGUGCUAGGAAUCGAAGUAAUUUCCGUCACCUAAUUAUUGAGAAACAUACAAAUGGCACAGCAUGCAACAUGGGACAUGGUACCAGUCCAGCCGGACGUGGCCGCGACCCCCUGCACAAAUUCUUUUCUUCUUUGAAAGAAAAAGUUGAUAACUUGUUUUCAGGAUCGGCUGGUGAGCAGCUGCGCCCCCGAUCUCUAACAGUCUUCGGGAGUGCGGAAGAAGCCGUUCCAGAUUUGACGAGUUUUGAGCUGCUGAGAGUGUUGGAUCUAAAAGAAUGCAAUGGUUUGAAUGAAGAACAUCUGGGGCACAUAUACAAACUGUUGCAUCUCAAAUAUCUGACACUCGGGAGCUCUGUCAGCAAUCUUUCAGUUCAAAUGGAAAGGCUUCAUUGCUUAGAGACACUUGACUUAAGGAAGACAAAGAUAGAGACACUGCCUGUGGAAGUCAUUAGUCUGCCUCACCUUGCACACCUUUAUGGUAAGAUGAAGCUCAAAAGGAUUAGUGGCAAGAACCAUAAGAGAUUCCUGCAAGGAAAAAGUAAUUUGCAGACUCUAGCAGGAGUUGUUAUAGACAACAACUCUGGAUUUCCAGAACUGAUGGUUCAUAUGAAGAAACUGACAAAGGUCAAGAUAUGGUGCGAGUCCAAUAGCACAGAUUGCAGUUACGCCGUACUUUCAGAGGCCAUUCACAAGUUUGCUCAGGACGGCAUGAGUACUCCAGUAGGCGCACGUUCUUUAUCACUUCACCUGAAUGAUUCCUCCAAAGAUUUGCUGAAUCACCAUCAAGGCGACAACACAAUGGCAGCAUCAAGAAAAGGUUAUCUUAGCUCACUGAAACUGCAAGGCAGCCUGAAUCAGUUCCCUCAGUUUGUUAUGUCCCUUCGUGGUCUGAAAGAGCUGUGCCUUGCAUAUACUAAUCUGACAGGGCCUCAUCUUCUCCUAGGUCUGCGUAAGCUACGGCACUUGGUUUAUCUCAAACUGGUGGAAGUCCACCUUGCGGAUCUAGACAUAAAACAUGGGGAUUUCCCAAGCCUGCAACAUCUAUGCCUCAUGGUGCGAGAACCCAGAUUCCCCACUAUACAAGAAGGAGCUUUGCCUAGACUCACUUCAGUUCAGUUGCUCUGUAAGGGUUUAGUGGGUCUUUGCGAUCACAUCAAAGUGGAAUGUUUAGAUGCUCUUUGCGAAAUCGCUCUGGACUCACAGGUUAAUCAAGAAACGAUAAGACUAUGGCAAAAUGAAGCUAAGAAGCACCCUAAGAGCCCAAAGGUUCUGUUGCUCAAAAGGGUCGAUCCAGCAGAUACUAGGUCUCCGGCGAAAUAUGUUGCCACUGAUCAUGGAUCCUUGAAGCCUCCGGUGCAGGGAACACCUUGA